Messenger RNA from Melopsittacus undulatus (budgerigar), 7234 nucleotides. It is a transcript of the gene FBXO21, whose product is annotated as F-box protein 21. Lineage: Eukaryota; Metazoa; Chordata; Aves; Psittaciformes; Psittaculidae. Gene Ontology annotation, molecular function: protein binding; DNA binding. The record is from RefSeq and is a predicted model, not a curated record. The transcript has 12 exons. The coding region runs from base 60 to 1826 and encodes 588 amino acids.
CGGAGCCGGCAGCGGGGCCGGGGGUGCCGCGGGGCCCGGCGGAGGCGGACGGUGACAGGAUGGGCCUGACGGACCUGCCGGGGGAGCUGCUGGAGCUCAUCCUCUGCUGCGACGUGCUGGGAGCCGCCGACAUCGGGCGGGUGUCCUGCACCUGCCGCCGGCUGCGGGAGGCGUGCCAGCCCCGCGGCAAGGUGUGGCGGGAGCGCUUCCGCCUCAGAUGGCCAUCGCUGCUGAAAUACUACAGUCACACAGAUGGUGUUAGCUGGCUUGAAGAAUACAAAGCACGGCACAAUGCUGGCCUGGAAGCCCAGAGAAUUGUAGCUUCAUUCUCCAAAAGGUUCUUUUCAGAACAUGUUCCCUGUGAUGGGUUCAGUGACAUUGAGACUCUUGGGUGCCCAAGUCACUUUUUUGAGGAUGAGCUGAUGUGUAUCCUGAACAUGGAAGGAAGGAAAGGUCUCACCUGGAAGUACUAUGCAAAGAAAAUCCUCUACUUCCUACGGCAACAGAACAUACUGAAAAACCUGAAGGAAUAUCUUCAGCGCCCAACUGAUCGGCAGUCGUUUCUGGAGGGUGCUGUUUUAAUUGAUCAGUACUGUAACCCCCUGUCAGAUAUCUGCUUAAAAAGUGUCCAGGCACAGGUGGAUGAUAUCACAGAUAAAGUGCGCAAAGUGCUGCGGACAAGGAACCCGAGGCACCCCAGCUUGGCUUCCAAGGCAGGAGAGAUCCUGAUUCCAGAAGUGGAGCUUCAACGGCAGGUACUUGAUGCUAUGAACUGUGUCCUAUAUGAGCAGUUGAAAUACAAAGGAAACGAGCUGGAUUACUACAACUCCCUGAAUUCAUACAUUCACCAGGUUUUGAUCCGCAGGACAGGAAUUCCCAUCAGCUUGUCUGUGCUGUAUUUAACAAUUGCCAGGCAGCUGGGAGUCAAACUUGAACCAGUGAACUUCCCUAGCCAUUUUCUGCUGCGAUGGUGUCAAGGAAAGGAAGGAAGCACUGAUAUCUUUGACUACACCUACAUUGAUGCCUUUGGGAAGGGGAAGCAGCUGACAGUGAAGGAGUGCGAGUACCUUAUUGGCCACCAUGUGACAGAAGAAUUCUACGGAGUGGUGACUUCAAAAGAGGUCUUGCAGCGGAUGGUGGGGAAUCUUUUAAACCUUGGCAAGCGAGAAAGCACUGAUCAGUCUUACCAACUCUUGAGAGACUCGUUGGAUCUAUACCUGGCCAUGUAUCCGGACAAUGUGCAACAUCUAAUGCUCCAGGCUAGGUUAUACUUCCACCUGGGAAUCUGGCCAGAAAAGGUUCUGGACAUCUUGCAGCAUAUUCAGGCUUUGGACCCGUCCCAGCAUGGGGCUGUCGGGUACUUAGUUCAACAUACCCUGGAGCACAUUGAACGGCGGAAGGAGGAGGUGGGACCUGAGGUGAAGCACCGUUCAGAUGAGAAGCACAAAGAGGUCUGCUUUUCCAUCGGGCUGAUAAUGAAACACAAGAGAUAUGGCUACAACUGUGUGAUUUACGGAUGGGAUCCUGCUUGCAUGAUGGGGCAUGAAUGGAUCCGGAACAUGAACGUCCACAGCCUUCCACAUGGUCCCCACCAGCCUUUCUACAAUGUGCUAGUGGAAGAUGGUUCUUGCAGAUAUGCUGCACAAGAGAACCUGGAAUACAACUCUGAGCCUCGGGAGAUCCCUCACCCUGACAUUGGCCGCUACUUCUCAGAGUUCACUGGCAUUCACUAUCUAGCAAAUACCGAGCUAGAAAUUCGGUACCCAGAGGAUCUGGAGCUCACACGUGCCACAGUUCAGAAGAUCUACAAUUCAGGCAAGGAAUGAGUGCAAAAGGCACAGUGAGGACAGAAGCAGCUGGAGUGUAGCUUUACCCUCUUUGCAAAACUUGCAUGGAAGGCAAGUUUGGUGACAAUCCUUUGGCUUAAUGCAUUGAAAAUUGCAUUGAACUUUGUUAACUGGUGCUAUAGCAUCUUUCUGUUGCCAGCCUGCCCAUUCUGGCCCAAAGGCACAGGGACACAUUGGUAGUUGAGGCCAAGCUUAAGGAUCUUGCAGGGGCAGUCAUGUUGGAAAGCGUGUUGUCCUCUGGAAGGAUUUGCACAUACUACUUGUUCUGUGAUUGUCUUGCCUAGAAGGUCAACUCAGUGAGAUCCCUGGUGUGGAAUAUGGAAGAAGUCACUCUUUCAGAGAAGGAAGUUGCUUGUCCUUGCAGUGGUGUGGGUUUUGUUUGGUUGUGUUCUGGGUUUUUUUAAUGUUUUAAUCUCAUGCAGGUGAUAGUUUUUAAAGUCUCUUACAUUUCACUGUUGUCUCCUCCAGUCUGAAUUCUUGGUCAGAUUUUGCUCCACCUCUGUAGUCCAAUUGUUCAUAGAGCUACCAUUCCAAUUCUGAAUAUCCUUAUGGGCCUGGGAAAGAGCCCUAGCAGCAAAACCAGUAGUAGCUAAGCUUCCAGGGGUGGCCAGAGCACUGGUAAUCCUGAUGUCCACUUGGCCACCUUGCUGAUGACACAAACUUUCCUAAUGCUGAAGAUGAGCUCCUAGCCCUUUCACUUGCCUGCUAAACAUACACAGGCCAUGUUCUUGCUUUGUUUUUUGGUCUGUUCAUGCUUUAUGUCCAGGGCAGGAUCUGUGGCACAGCUGUGAGUGCUCCCAGGAUGAUUUUGAAUCUCAUGGCGCUGUUUCAUGGAAACCUCGAGGUCAGUCUUUCUCCCCUCACUCGGGGAGGGAUGGGAAGGAGAAUGGAAAGGAUGUAACCCAGUGUUUGAAAGUCCUACCACCCAUUGCUCUCAGUGUAGUUUUCAACAGCCCCUUGUACCAUUAGAUUUUCCCAGAGGCUGGUGCAUGAUAGGGGAUGUGAUAUACCCACUCAAUGCCAUCCUCUUUGGCCCAAGUGACUAGAAGGUUGUUCCAGAAAUGAGUCCCAUUGUCUGACUUGAUUCUCUCUGGGGUGCUGUGUUGCUACAAGGCUUGUUUCUCAAGGCCCAGGAUAGUGUUCCGGGCAGUGGCGUGGGGCAGAGCGUAUGUUUCCGGCCAUCCAAUGAUUGCUUCCACCAUGGUAAGCACAUGGCACUUGCCUUGGGCAGUUGGUGGGAGUGUGAUAUGAUCAAUCUGCCAGGCCUCCCCAUAUUUAUAUUUCAGCCAUUGCCCUCCAUACCGAAGAGGCUUUAACCACUUGGCUUGCUUAAUUGCAGUGCAUGUUUCACACUCAUGAAUAACCUGGGCAAUAGUGUCCAUUGUUUAGUCCAGCCCUCGAUCAGGAGCCCAUCUGUAUGUUGCAUCUAUGCCCUGAUGGUCUGAAGUGCGAUGGGCCCACUAGGCCAAAAGUAAUUCACCUUUAUGUUGCCAGUCUUAAGUCCAUCUGAGCCACUUCAAUCUUAGCAGCUUUAUCCACGUGUUGGUUGUUCUGGUGUUCCUCAGUGCCCCAACUCUUGGGUACGUGAGCAUUUACGUGGCCUACCUUCACCACCAGGUUCUGCAUCCAGGCAGCUAUAUCUUGCCACAGUGCAGCAGCCCAGAUGGGUUUACCUCUGCUCUGCUUCCAUUGCUGCAACUACUCCAUGGGGCAUUUGCCACCAUCUGUAGGUCAAUAUAGAGAUAAAGUAUUGGGCACUUUUCUCCUUCAGCAAUGUCCAAGGCCAGCUGGAUGGCUUUCACCUCGGCAAACUGACUCAGUUCACCCUCUCCUGCAGCAGUUUCUGCAGCUUGUCAUAGAGGACUCCAUACAGCUGCCUUCCAUCUCCAACACUUCCAAAGCACCGGAGGGGCCCACUGGACUAGAUACUUGCCUAUACUCUCCCAGACACCCUGCCACUCAUGACUGUCCAGCCUCGGGGAAAAUCUCUUUGUAUGGGGAGCUUCCACUUGCUGCCAUCUCCAAUCUGUAGGUAUUUAUACAAUACAGUGGGAUUGUGACUGGAAACUGGCCAGCCCUGGAGUCAGCCAGACUGUGUAUGAAAGAGAGAUGUGAAUUCCUGCAGCUCGAGACCUUCUUCUUUUCUUGCCAAAAGAGAAUGGAUUUUGGGGGAGUACAUACUCUGCUGCCCAGAAGGGAAGAGCUUCUGCAGCUCAAGGCACAUGAAUUUUGACAUGACUUAAAGGUCCAGACAAAACCACUGCAGAAAAGGUUUUCCUCUGGGAUCAGGUGUUACAGGGGUACAGAGUGACACAGUGUCUGUGCAUACAUAGAACCUUCAUAUCUUUGUGGUUUCUGAAGCAAUGUCUAUAGACUAACUGCAGUUAGUGUUUCUUGUCACUGUCCACUUGCAGUACAGUAGUUAUCUCAAAGAUGAGAAUUAGGUACUGUGCCCCGUAGAGUUAGGUGGAUGCUCUAUUAUAGCACUUCAGGUUUCCCCACAUUAAAUCCCACAGCCCUCCUCUUAAAAGAAUGCUUGAACUGCAUGCCAUCCUAUUGGAAUAUUAAGCACUGAUUAAUAUGAGAAAUAAAUGUGGAAAGCCCAGCACUUUUGCCAGUGGAGUGGUGGUGGUGUGCAGGAUCUUGGUGCUUUAGGAAGAGCAGCCCUGUGUGGUUAGUGCUGAGGGAUGGUGAAGGUGCUGUACUCUAAGUAAAUAUUUGUGUUUAAAGAAGUCUGUACUGGGAUGAACUUGGAGGGAGGGGAGAAGGAAGGGACUAAAGAAUUUCAAUGGAAGGAGGAUGGACCCAGCUGAAAGCCAGGUAGGAGUCAUUAGGCAGAAUCAUAAAAUCCAUCUGUUGGUGGACCCCAGCCCUCCAACCCUAGUUGAGGGCUGAAAACAGAAUCCCAGCAAGGAUGCAAGGCUGGGAAUGGGACCUUGGAGUCACAAGGUUGAUACUGGUAGCCGAGAACAGGCAUGCAGGAGCAGGGUUUGGGCUUCCCAUUCCCAGCCUCAGCUUUGAGGUUUGCUCUGUAACAGCAUAGAUAUUGGUAAGCUUCCUGAGGCUUUCUACUCCUCUCUGCCAUACAGAGGUGACACCUCACCCCCCUCAAGUGCAUCAAGAGGAUUGCCACAUGCUGACUUCACAGGAGUCUUUAGCAAAAGAGGCUGCCUGAAUGCUGCAUCAACAGAAAGCUACCCAGAGUUGCUCUGAAAACUGGUACUGGACAAUGCACAUGUAACCCUACUUGUCAACAUGCUGUGUGCUUUAGGAUGUGGGUCCCAUUAUACCCAUCUUGCUGGGCUCGCUCUAGGUUUGUAUUGUGGAAAGAGUCUGAACGAGGAAAGGUGGGAACUGUGCUUCAUGAGGUUCUCACAGUCUUCCCUCAUCCACAGACUUUAGCCAUUUCCAGUUUUGCAUGGAGUGCAAGAGGAGAGUGUCACAGUAGAGGGCAGGCACACAUGCACAGGGAAUGCAGCUCAUCCCUUCAGCAAUGCUUUCCAGGUCUGCCUGCCUGCUUUGCCACACAGACCAUGUCAGUGCCAACACAGCCUUGUACGUGCCAAAUUCAGAGGAGACUGGAGGAGUUGCAGUAGGCACCACACAACAUCAGCACAGGGUCCCAGUCCAGUUCUGGGAUCCAGACAAAACCAAAGGGAAUGGUGUGUAAAGGCUUCCCUUUCUGUUCCUGUUUGUUCAGGCAUGCCAGCCACCUCCUCCUGUGUUGCUGCUUGUGGGGUAGGCUGUGUUGCAUGCUACAGAUUGAGCCUUUGGUCUUGACAAGGAGGAAUUCCCGUGUAAGUAUUUCUUUGCAGCUGUCGGGGACCCCAGCCCAAGCAUCCAGUGUGGCCAAGGAAACAGAGCCACAAGGAUACCUCUCUAUCAGUUCCCAUGGGCUGAGCAUCCGAGGUCCAGCCUCGGUGACACCUCUUUGGGUUGGUGGAGGUCUCAUUAGGUGUUUGCCUGUGUCUCAGGUGGCUCUUCUGUCCCUCCCUCCCUGGCAGCACAGGCAUCUUUGCAGUCACUAUUUCCCCAGGAAAACAGCAGUGGAUCCUGGAAGUUCCUUGUGUCUGUGAGUAAUGUCUGGGUCCACGUGGAUGUACGUGUGUUGAAGAUGGUUCAUGUAUGUUGUGAUCUGUCAUGUCUGUGCAGAGCUCAUCUGGGGAGAAGGGAUACGUUGCUUUCUGGAGAAGGUGGAAUUACCCUUUUCUGACUUGACCUGCUACUAUCCCACCAGGCAGAAAACCUGGCCAGUACCAAAGUCCUCUGGUCCUGAGUCUCCUGGGGACAGAGGAGUGAAUUUCCCACAGCAUGGAGCACCAUGCAGAUGGAGAUUGCCUUUCCAUCUUCUCUGUUUUCUUUCUGAGUCCUGUGGAUGGGACAGCUAGGGUGCUGUCAUGUUAAAAUGGUUUUCUGGAGGGUGAAGGAAAGAUGUAUGGAGAGGAGGAAUGGGGUUGGGAUGGGGUAAGAAGCAGGUAGUAAUUGCUGUCUGGAUCAUAAGGACAAUGGCACAGAGAGCUGAGCCAGUGGUGUCACUGGGGUUUGGGACUUGUGAAUGUCAUACAGGUUGUACAUUCCCAGAUUUCCUCCAGCAAGGGCUGUGGGCAGCAGCCUCCUGGGGCAGGUUUGUUUUCCCUCCCAGGGCAAUGUCUUGCUUUGCUGCUGCUUGUGAGAGGGGCUGAAGAGCUGCUCAAGGUCCUUCACCAGCAACGUGUGUUCCUGGGGGCAAGGGAAGAACAGCUGAUGGUGCCCCAUCCUCUUGGGAUCGAUCCUGCCACAUGGGGCUGGUGAGGACACACUACAACGUAACCCAACAGCGCCCAGAGCUGAGGCCAUGCAGAGAACGCUGCCAGUUUUGUCACCAGCCUCUACAGCAAAACCAGAGGCCCCAAGACCUGCACACCAGCUGUGGAGAGCUGCACCCUCUGGGCUCUUCUGAUCCCUCCCAGGCCAACUUCACGCUGGGUUGCUCAGGGAAUUGUCCUGCCCCUCAGAGCAGGUUUUGAGCAUCCCUGAAGGAUGUCACAGCUCCAUUGGCCCUGCCUGCCCGGCUUGUGGCUCUUCCCCAACAUCAAGACCCUGGGCCUGCCUGUGUCAGCAGGGAUGGAGUGGUGCAUUCGUUACCCCUCUCUCCUACCCUGCUCCUUUCAGCUGGAGAUGCCUGGGCUGGGCAUGAAGACACAUUCGAUGAAGAACUGCAGCCCCAGACCUGAAGGGUGAGGACCCCGGAGCCCCAGGGUCCUCGUGAUGCUGCUGCCAUCUGGGGCCGUCUCCCCUUUCUCCUUUGUUUAUUUUUUACAGAAGCAGGUAUUUUGUUUGCUCUGGGGCAGAUGGAGGCUGGGAAUGAUCUCGUUCAUUUCCUGUUUCUAUUUGGCUUUAAAACAAUA